AUGCGCUUAAACACCAGCAGACUUUUUCGGUUGACAAUUGUGACUCUGGUAGUCUCUAAAACAACUGGCUUCAAUGUACAGCCAGUGGCAUCUAGUCGUCGACAACAGAGGUUUCCAUUACCAUUCGAAAUUCUGAGCGCUACCACAUCGCCAGAAUUCGACAUUGGACUGGAAAACAUCCCGGGAGUAGACUGGAAACGACCUGCAAAAGUGAAUCAGGAUGCUUGGAUUCAAGAUGAGACUGAUGACUUUGUAAUUGUCGGAGUUUUGGAUGGGCAUGGAAAGUUGGGUCAUGAAGUGAGCUCAUAUUUCGCGUCAACUUUGCCUUCAGAGAUUAAGCAGCGGCUUCAAGAAGCAUACCCCAAUCGGAUACCAGUGUUUGAGCUCGAAGAGAGACUGAAGAGUGUCCCGGAAUUACCGCAGGAAUCAGAUCUUUCUGAUGAUGUGCUGUCGCUUGCUCUGACGGAUUCGUUUCAUGCAGUCCACUGGAAAGCAAUGUUGGAUCCAGAUCAGAAACCAGGAAGAAGUGGUGCUACCUGCAUCACUUGUCUGAUCAACAAGAAGACCAAGGAGUGCCAUGUUGCCUAUGUUGGGGAUUCAAAAGCCAUACUCAUAGGUAGCGGGAAAGAAGGUUCUAUUCAAAUUGUUGCUGAACGGACCACUGUCAACGUUCCUGAGGAACGAAAGAGGAUUGAGUCUGGUGAAGGAUCCAUUAGAGGAAGCAAUGUAUUCUAUGGACCUGUUGGGAUUGCAAUGACGAGAGCACUUGGGGACACAGUCAUGCUGCGAGCUGGCGUAAUCCCAACACCCAUUGUAGAAACAUUUAAGCUCCAAGACUGCGACACCCUGGUGCUAGCGACAGAUGGCAUAUGGGAUGUCUUGCAAGAUCAAGAGGUUUCGGAUACAAUAAAUGAUAGUUUCAGUGGUGGUGCACAGGGCAUGGCAGCAACACUUGCCACCAUAGCAAGGAAGAAAUGGGCUGGAGAUCUUCCAAUCAUGGACGAGGUCAAAGCAGAUGACAUCACAGUGCUGGUGUUAACUUGUACGGACCAUCAGUAG
This is a messenger RNA of Cylindrotheca closterium, 1059 nucleotides long. NCBI's taxonomy places the organism in Eukaryota, Bacillariophyta, Bacillariophyceae, Bacillariales, Bacillariaceae. The record is from the annotation of a GenBank genome assembly.